AAUCCUACUUCAAUUUAAACUAUAUCGUACCGACGACGAUACUCUCUAUAAACAAAACACCCACCGGAGAACGAUGUUUUAGGCUUUUCGUUACAGUGACUGUUGACUUUUGACGGAGAUUAUAAUGGCCGGCGGAGGAAUGGUGAACGGCAAGGGCGGUGCUAGGGCGGAGUUGUACGAGCAUAAGAUCACCCCCUACUUCAUUUUUGCUUGCAUCGUUGCUGCUCUUGGCGGAUCUUUGUUUGGAUAUGAUCUUGGUGUCUCCGGUGGAGUAACAUCCAUGGACCAUUUCUUAAAAGAAUUCUUCCCAAAAGUUUACAGAAGAAAACAAGAACAUCUCAAAGAAACCGAUUACUGCAAAUACGACAACCAAAUCCUCACCCUUUUCACGUCGUCGCUUUAUUUCGCCGCCCUAUUCUCCACCUUCUUCGCCUCCCAUGUCACCCGGAACAAAGGCCGGAGAGCCAGCAUUCUCUGCGGUGCCGUCAGCUUCUUUGCCGGAGCCUCAAUCAACGCCGGAGCUCAAAACAUCGCCAUGCUCAUCAUCGGCCGAUGCCUUCUUGGUGUCGGAAUCGGAUUUGGUAACCAAGCUGUUCCUCUUUACUUGUCGGAAAUGGCACCGGCGAAAAUCAGAGGGGCGGUGAACCAGUUGUUUCAAUUGACAACUUGUUUAGGCAUAUUCAUAGCCAAUUUUAUCAACAAUGCAACGGAGAAACACAAGUGGGGAUGGCGAUUAUCAUUAGGGUUGGCUACAGUUCCGGCGUUCUUGAUGUUCGUCGGAGGGCUUUUCUUGCCGGAAACGCCGAACAGUUUAGUCGAACAAGGGAAAUUAGAAGAAGGAAGAAGGGUUUUGGAAAGAGUUAGAGGUACCAAAAACAUCGAAGCAGAAUUUCAAGAUCUGGUUGAAGCAAGUGAAGCUGCAAAAGCCAUUAAACAUCCUUUCAGGAACCUUCUGAAGAGAAAAAAUCGACCACAAUUGAUCAUCGGAGCUUUGGGUAUACCUGCGUUUCAACAGCUUACAGGGAUGAAUUCUGUGUUGUUUUAUGCGCCUGUGAUUUUUCAGAGCUUAGGGUUUGGUUCUGGUGCGUCGUUAUGGUCAUCCACCAUCACUAGUGGCACUCUUGUUGUUGCUACCUUCAUUUCAAUGGCGUUUGUUGAUAGAUUUGGCCGGAGAGCAUUCUUCUUGGAAGCCGGCAUUGAAAUGAUCAUCGCUAUGGUAUGUGUGGCCGUAACCCUAGCUAUCAAAUUCGGACAAGGAGUGGAACUAUCAAAAGGAAUUGGGAUUUUUCUAGUGGUGAUGAUUUGUAUAUUUGUUUUGGCUUAUGGGCGUUCAUGGGGUCCAUUGGGAUGGCUAGUGCCUAGUGAAUUAUUCCCAUUAGAAACAAGGUCGGCAGGUCAAAGCAUCGUGGUUUGUGUCAACAUGUUCUUCACAGCAUUAGUUGCACAAUGUUUUCUUGUGUCACUAUGUCAUCUCAGAUAUGGCAUAUUUUUGUUGUUUGCUGGAUUGAUUGUUGUUAUGAGUUGCUUCAUCUUCUUCUUGUUGCCUGAAACAAAACAAGUUCCCAUUGAAGAGAUACAUUUGCUUUGGCAGAAACAUUGGUUGUGGAAAUCUUAUUGUGAACCAGAAGAAGAAAAAACAGGAAUGAAACCUGUGCAAGUUGUGUAGAAUUUGUAAUUAGUUUUACAGAUGUUCGAUUUGUUUUCCUUUUUGGUUAUAUGUAUUAAAUAAUUGUAAAGAUGCUUUGAUCUAUGUUUUGGAAGUGAUGAUCUGAUUGUGUAAGUUUAAA
This is a messenger RNA of Lactuca virosa, 1787 nucleotides long. The record is from the annotation of a GenBank genome assembly. Lineage: Eukaryota; Viridiplantae; Streptophyta; Magnoliopsida; Asterales; Asteraceae.